ACAACAAACAAAGAUAAAGAUAAUAAUAAUAAGAGGACAACACUAUCAGCAGAUCUAUUGUUAUUUGAUGAUGAUAUAGAUAAUGAAGAUAAACAGAAACAAAAGAAGAUGAAACAAUCAAACAACAAUGAUUCAGGUGAUCAUUACUCAACAACAAACAACGGUAGUCACAAGAAUGGUACAUCGACAACAAGUACUACAGGAUUGAAGGGUUCAGGUGGUCUAUUCGAUGAUGUUGAUAUAUUCGAUACAUUGGCAAACAACUCUCAGACACAGAUAUACGAGAUGGACGAUGAAGAGUACAUCAAGGCAACACAAAAGUCAUCGAUAUCACUGAUACCAGAGAGAGACGAUGAGAAAUACAAGGACGUGUGGAACUCAGAGUACGUUAAGUUGCCAUGCUCAAAGAACAAUGUCUACCGAUCGCUUGACUCCAACGACAGUCGGUAUCUGAGCAAAUGGUAUUUGAUCAAUACGAUUCUAAUGGAGCCCAUCAAGAACCCCGAGGAGCUCGAGGCUGCUAUCAAGGCCAUCAACCCACGCUGUGCCUGGGACUUCCAAGGCCUGUUGGACUUCUUUGAGACGGAGCUCACCGAGACAGAGGUCAGUGAGUUCUUCACAAAGACCCUGCCCCUCAUUGUACAUCGCGCUCUUCAGCUGCCUGAGCUGUGUCCUCGUCCCAUCCCCCUGCUCGAUCAAUCAGUGGACAAGGAGAUCAUCCUGUCCCAGCGCCAGAUCUCAUCGCUCCUGGCCAACGCAUUCCUCUGCACAUUCCCACGUCAAGGCAGUGGAACUGGACGUUACAGCCGCUUCCCCUCUGCCAACUUCCACUCACUCUACUCUGCUCCCUGCACUCCAUCACGUGCCGCCAAGCUCAAAUGUAUUCUAAACUAUUUCAAACGAGUUGCAUCAGAUAAGCUAUCUGGUUGUGUAUCCUUUCACAGACAGGUCAUUGGAGAGAAUGAGAUACCAGAUUGGGAGAAGAGUGAAUGUCUCCUUCACGAACUUGUUAUAUUCAAGGAAGGAACAAUCGAGGACAAUGGUGCCGACUACCUUCAGGUGGACUUUGCCAACAAGAUGAUUGGAGGUGGUGCUUUGGGUCAUGGAUGUGUACAAGAGGAAAUUAGAUUUAUGAUCAAUCCAGAACUGAUCGUAUCGAGAUUGUUCACUGCACAGAUGACAGACAAUGAGGCUGUGCUCAUUGUAGGUACGGAGAGGUUCUCCAACUACACUGGCUAUGGAGAUACAUUCACCUUCUCUGGCAAUCACAUCGACUCAACUCCCAAGGACAGCCAAAACAGAAUCAUGACGUCAGUAGUGGCAAUCGACGCCAUCAAGCUCAUGGGUGAUCCAUUCCAACAGUACUCUCCAAACUAUUUCGAUCGUGAGUUGAUGAAGUCAUACUGUGGAUUCUUGGACAGGUACUCAAAGACGAUCCCGUCUCCAGUGGGCACAGGUAACUGGGGAUGCGGUGUGUUUGGUGGCGACAAGCAUCUAAAGAGUCUGGUGCAAUGGAUGUCUACGUCACAAUGUGGAAGAAGCAUGGCCUACUUCUCAUAUGGCGAUGAGACCUUUUUCAACGAACUCACCAACAUUGUCGGCAUCCUCCAACAGAGCAAGGCAACAGUUGGAGAGAUAUACAAGUCCCUGUGGCACUAWUUACAAGUUGGUCAAGGAGACCAAGUCCCAAAUGCCCCUGUUCAAGUAUCUGGAAGCACACUUUGGCUAAAGAUGGGUCACCAUCAUCGGCCAUUCGCCAGUCAGCCAGCAUGUGAACAUCCAUUCCUAUCACCCGCCAUAUCCCCUUACCUUAUCAACAGCCAGCCAACCAACAUGUUGUAA
Acytostelium subglobosum LB1 is the source of this 1842-nucleotide messenger RNA. RefSeq lists its product as hypothetical. Gene Ontology annotation, biological process: carbohydrate metabolic process; regulation of DNA repair; ATP generation from poly-ADP-D-ribose. Gene Ontology annotation, molecular function: poly(ADP-ribose) glycohydrolase activity. The record is from RefSeq and is a predicted model, not a curated record. The annotation marks the transcript as partial. Gene Ontology annotation, cellular component: nucleus; cytoplasm. Lineage: Eukaryota; Evosea; Eumycetozoa; Acytosteliales; Acytosteliaceae. The transcript has 4 exons.